This is a messenger RNA of Diachasmimorpha longicaudata, 3606 nucleotides long. It is a transcript of the gene atl, whose product is annotated as atlastin. Gene Ontology annotation, biological process: protein homooligomerization; endoplasmic reticulum organization. The transcript has 7 exons. Gene Ontology annotation, molecular function: GTP binding; GTPase activity. Lineage: Eukaryota; Metazoa; Arthropoda; Insecta; Hymenoptera; Braconidae. The record is from RefSeq and is a predicted model, not a curated record. Bases 121 to 1995 code for a protein of 624 amino acids.
AGUAGUCACUGUGUGCUCUCCCGCGUCUGACCAUUGAUAACUUAAUUAUUAUUAAAUUUUUAUAAUCCGAUGAAAAGUCUCAUUGUGCUUUGGAAUAAAUGUUAAUUAAGAGGGAUUGAUAUGAGUGAACAAAAGAAGAGAAUCAGACACAGUCCUCGCCCCGAGAGGCCUUCAGACAGACGGACUCGACAGAGAUUACCAGACGGAUUUGGAAUGGUGGCUCGUGCUACGAAACCUCCAAUGACGUUGCUCGAUGAAAACGUUAAUCGCGUACCAGAGAGUAGACGGCCCCUUAAAGUCGAUCAUCCUGGAUUCAAAGAGAGAAUCGAAAGAUUAUCUUCGAUGGAUGGGUCCACUGAAAAAUCUGAACAGUUGGAGAAGUUAGUGGACGCUGGACGACCCAUCCAAGUAAUUCUAGCUCAUGCUGAUCAUACGUUCGAGCUGGACGAGGAAGCCCUCACUGAAAUUCUCCUCCAGGAUGACAUCAAAGACCGCAGUGUCGUGGUUGUCUCAGUGGCUGGUGCAUUCAGGAAAGGCAAGAGCUUUCUUCUGGAUUUUUUCCUGCGUUACAUGAACAGCAAGUAUCUCCACAAAAUCAAUGAUGACUCAUGGCUAGGCAAUGACGAGGAGCCUUUGAGUGGUUUCUCGUGGCGCGGUGGUUCUGAGAGAGACACAACAGGCAUUCUUAUGUGGUCCAAAGUAUUCCCAGGAACCCUUCAAAAUGGUGAAAAAGUUGCUGUCAUCCUGAUGGACACACAGGGUGCAUUCGAUAGUCAGUCAACCGUCAGAGAUUGCGCCACUGUAUUUGCUCUCAGUACAAUGUUGUCAUCAGUGCAAAUAUUCAAUCUGUCCCAGAACAUUCAGGAGGAUGAUUUACAGCAUCUCCAGUUGUUCACAGAAUAUGGUAGAUUGGCAUUGGAAAAAUCAGGGAGUACACCAUUUCAAAGGCUACAGUUCCUGGUUAGGGACUGGAGUUAUCCUUACGAGGCGAAUUAUGGAGCCGAUGGUGGUCAAAAGAUCCUGCAGAGACGCCUGGAGAUCUCUGAUCGACAGCAUCCAGAGCUCCAGAGCCUUAGGAAACACAUUAAAUCAUGCUUCUCUGAUAUCUCCUGCUUCUUGAUGCCCCAUCCAGGUCUCAAAAUCGCUACCAAUCCAAAAUUCGAUGGCAGACUAGCGGAAAUUGAAUCUGAUUUUAAACAACAGUUGAGGGUACUCAUUCCCACUCUGCUGGCACCUGAAAAUUUGGUCACCAAGAAAAUCAAUGGACAGACAGUGAAGGCUAGAGAACUUCUGGAAUACUUCAAGAGUUAUAUCAGAAUUUACAAAGGAGAUGAAUUACCAGAACCGAAGAGCAUGCUCGUCGCCACUGCCGAAGCGAAUAAUCUCUCAGCUGUUGCUGACGCUAAGGAUCUGUAUUUACAAAUGAUGGAGUGCGUUUGUGGUGGAACCAAACCAUUUUUGGCAACUGCACACUUGGAGUCGGAGCAUCAGAGAUGCGUGGAUAAGGCACUACAUCAGUUUGUUAAUAAGAGGAAAAUGGGAGGGGAUGAGUUCAGUCAGACGUACAUGGAAAAACUUAUGAAGGAUAUGGAUGAGGCUUUCCUGCAAUUCAAAGCACACAACGAGAGCAAAAACAUAUUCAAAGCAGCAAGAACACCAGCAGUGUUCUUUGCUAUCGCAGUUACAACGUAUAUACUUUCAGGUGUAUUUGGAUUGAUUGGACUUUACACACUCGCAAAUAUUUGUAAUCUCAUCAUGGGGAGUGGACUCCUCACGCUCGUCCUUUGGGCUUAUAUAAGGUACAGUGGCGAGUUUAGAGAAAUUGGCACGCAAAUCGAUGAUCUAGCCAGUGCUAUAUGGGAAAACGUCAUGAAACCAAUUUAUCAGCAGUUUGUCGAAAAAUCAGUAUCUGUAGCUGUUGCCCAGGCGGCGGAAAUGGCGACAAAUACGACAAUGAAUGCAACUGCUUUAAAUGGCAAGACGAAAGUAUCGUAAAUGGAAUAACUAAAGAAAUCUCCAUCCCUCAUUACAUUCGACUUUCAAUAUAUAUUCUUUUCAAAUUCAUUUAAUCUGAUUCAUACCUUUCGCAUGAUCUACGGGACACUGAACAAAAUUUUCUUGUUGAGGACGGAAAAAUGUAAGAAAAUUGUUGCGAUCUUUUUUAUAAAAAAAACAAAUGCUAAAAUAUGAACAAUAUAACCAAACCUCUUAUUGGAGAUAUUAUUGUGAAUUUAUGUACAGUAUUUCCUGAUUACGAAUCAGUGCGUUAGAUUUGUUGAACAAAAGAAAAAUUGAUGAAAAAAAACAUCAGAGAAUGGAAAUUAAUAUUUAUCUGAUCAUUAUCUAAGAUUGUUAUAGGAAUGAAAAUCUCAGAAAAAAUGAAGAUUUAUCGAGAUAAAAUUGGAAACAUUCUAAAAAUUAAAAGUACGAAAGACCAUGAAAUUUCUUCGGCAUUCGCUGGGAAAUGUUCUCUUAUCCCGGAAUUUUCAUGAAAACCUAAUCGAACGUUUUAUCGCGUUACUGUGUACAUAGGUAACUUUAAUGUUUAUGUUAACAAUGUGCCAGAUUUACAUUCAGGAAUUUUAAAGUUAUUUUUCAUUGAAGAGUCCCGUACAUUUAUUGAAACAAUUUUUUUACAUGCCAUGUUUAUAUUCUGUUGCAAGAUAAAAUUAAAUAUAACAAACCAUUGCUGAUUGUUCAUUCUGAUAGCCGAACAAUUGUUUUCGUUCGAAUAUAUUGAUUUAACAUUAGUUAUAUUGUUUACUUCUCUCUGUAACAGUGGUGAAGAAAUCUUGCCAAUUACUUAGGGAGUUCCUCGUCUAUUCAGUUGUAGACUCGAAGAUUAUUCUUUUCUGAUAGUAAAGUGUGGAGAAUAACGAAGACUAACUCCACUCUCUCAUUGAUCUUAGAGCGUACAUGUAGCAGAAAAUAGUGCAUCAUUUUUCUUUGAUUUUUUAAAUGCAGCAUCAAAACAGGGUGCCAUUCAACUGUUGGUUAUCUGGUUGUUUUUUUUUUUUUUCGUUGUUUAGAAUAUUUGUUUUCUAUUAAUGGAGGAAUAUAUUAUUCACCUCAUAAUGUCUCCCUUUCUGUUGAAAGGUUCAAAGAACUUUCAUGCAAUUACUUGAAGUUUUUUUUCGUAUUCGUGUUAUCAUUCGUUGAUGUGCCGAUGAAUUCGAUUAUAAAGGAAACGUCAGAAAGAAUGUACAAUGUGAUCUUAAAUAUAUGAUUUAUUAUGAUUUUAUCAAUGUGUUAAAGUUCAAGAUCUAUUCGUAACGAUAAUUCUUUCACGAUCAGCCUGAUCGGAUGAUCUAACAGCUCACUUUUAAUAUUUAAAGCUCAUUUUAUCGCAUACCGUUGCAUAGUAAAACUUAUUAAUAUGAGGGUACAGAUGUGUAGGGGUUUUUCACUGGAUUUAUUACCGAAUUCCGGUACUCUAGAUCCGUUAUUGAUCAUUUUUUAAAUAAUAGGUAAGCAUAGUAAUCUCCGUGUUGCAGAAAUGAAAAAUAAUUUCGAAACAAAAAGCAGAUAUGUAAAACGUUUUAAAUCUUAACUGUGGUGUAAGUUGCAAAUGGGUAGUCAAUAAAUCUGUAUUUUUAUAUUAAUGAA